This is a messenger RNA of Eutrema salsugineum, 1359 nucleotides long. Its product is annotated as UDP-glycosyltransferase 79B5. The transcript has a single exon. Bases 7 to 1359 code for a protein of 450 amino acids. Gene Ontology annotation, molecular function: UDP-glycosyltransferase activity. NCBI's taxonomy places the organism in Eukaryota, Viridiplantae, Streptophyta, Magnoliopsida, Brassicales, Brassicaceae. The record is from RefSeq and is a predicted model, not a curated record.
AGGAAAAUGGGGUCAAAGUUCCAUGCUUUUAUGUACCCAUGUUUUGCUUUUGGUCAUUUCAUUCCAUAUCUUCAUCUAGCCAACAAACUGGCUGAGAAAGGUCACCGGAUAACCUUCUUGCUUCCCAAGAAAGCUAAGAAACAACUCGAGUCUCUCAAUCUGUUCCCGUACAGUAUUGUCUUGGACCCUCUUACUCUUCCUCCGGUCGAUGGUCUCCCUGUUGGCGCCGAGACAACCGCAGAUCUCUCAAACUUGAAUGGGAAAGUCAUAACCGAUGCCAUGAAUCUCUUACGCGAUCAGAUCGAAGCAAAGGUUCGUGCUUUGAAACCAGACCUAAUCUUCUUCGAUUUUGUUCAUUGGGUUCCAGAAAUGGCGAAAGAAAUUGGAGUCAAGAGUGUAAGUUACCAGAUCGUAUCCGCAGCUUGUGUUGCUAUGGCUCUUGCACCUGGUGCUGAAUUAGGGUUUCCUCAACCACCGGGUUACCCUUCCUUUAAAACGGUGUUACGUGGGCACGACGCUAACCUCUAUUCUCUCUUCACUAAUUCCUGCCUAAGGCUUUUUGGUCGGACCACCACAGGUCUAAAGAACUGCGACCUAAUUGCCAUAAGAACAAGCAAGGAAAUCGAAGGUCAAUAUUGCAGUUUCAUCGAAAGACAAUGUGAGAGAAAAGUUCUCUUAACCGGUCCAAUGUUCCCUGAGUCGCAAGAAAAGAGUGUUAAACCACUAGAAGACCGAUGGAAUCACUGGCUGAACGGAUUCAAACCAGGCUCGUUGGUCUUUUGUGCGUUGGGAAGCCAAAAUUAUAUAGAGAAAGACCAAUUUCAAGAGCUCUGUUUAGGAAUAGAGCUAGCAGGUUUACCAUUUUUAAUAGCGGUGAAGCCGUUGGGAGGCUCAUCAACAAUUCAAGAAGCUUUACCAGAAGGGUUUGAAGAUAGAGUCAAAGAGCGUGGAAUCGUUUGGGGAGGAUGGGUGGAGCAACCUUUGAUAUUGUCUCAUCAAUCAGUAGGUUGCUUUGUGAACCAUUGUGGAUCCGGUUCAAUGUGGGAAUCUCUGGUAAGUGAUUGUCAGAUUGUGUUUAUUCCACAGUUGGGUGAUCAAGUUCUCACCACAAGAUUGUUGAGUGAGGAACUUAAAGUCUCUGUGAAAGUGCAAAGAGAAGACUCUGGUUGGUUCUCCAAAGAGAGCUUGAGAGAUGCGGUUAAAUCUGUGAUGGAUGUAGAUAGUGAGAUUGGGAAUUUAGUCAAGAGGAAUCAUGAGAAAUUAAAAGAGACUUUGGUUAGGCCUGGAUUGUUGAGUGGUUAUGCUGAUAAAUUUGUUGAAGCGUUGAAGAAUGAAGUCAACAACAGAAAAUCGUCUUAA